UGCACGCAACAAUAAUGCUUAAAUCUAAGUGAAGAAUGCGAAGAUAUUUUCACUUUCAUCUAGAUUUUAAAUCUUCAAUCUCAGUGAGUUAAAUAUCAACCAAGAGUGAAUCCUUUUAGAAAUGUCUAGUUCUAGUUCCACCGUUUCGCCAACUUUAGAAUUGAAACAAGAAGUUCGAGAGAAGAUUGACAAAUAUUUAGAGAACUCUUGGGAAAAUCUUCACCGUUUAGUUGGACAGACAGUCAGAUUAGUGUGUCAUCACCCUAUCACGGUGGCAGUCACCAUGGAACUACCAGGUUCACAUUUAGCUUGGCUCAUCAAUGGCUCUCCACUGAUUAUGGAUCCAAGUCGUGUUUUCUAUUACAAAGGCAACAUUGAUAUAACGGACCUGAGUCCAUCUGACACAGGUGUCUAUGAAUGUAUUGUGAGGUGGACAUCGGGCAACAUACUUGAUAAUGUGACAGUAGGAGUCUAUAGCCUUCAAGUCAGCACUUUAUCAGCAACACGUUACAUCUUUGAGUACGAGCCGCUGAAAUUGGUUUGCAACAGUGGGAGUCUCGGGCGUCUGUUUCCGGCGGCUACCCGACAGUGGUUCUUCAACGAAACAGCCUUCACCUUGCUUCCAUCAUUAUUGGCAGACAACGAGACUGUCGAGGUCAUUCAUAAAAUUCACAAAAAUCAAUCAGGGGUCUGGAAGUGCCAGGUCACCCACUCCAGAUCAGGAAGAGUCUGGGACACAGCUUGGCUAAAUGUCACAGUACAAGAUCCACCAUCUUUUAUCGCUCGAUGGUACCGACAAAUGGCAGACCAUGUAGGAAUAGUUUUUGCCGCUCUAGGUCUGAUCAUCAUCAUCUCGUUUCUAAUAUUUCUGUACUCUGCCUAUCAGGUGAAACACAUCGAGGAUGAGGCCGAUGACGAAUUUAAGAGACAACGAGCCGACUGGGAGGAUAUAUUCUCUGGCUUUGUUGAAAAGGGGGAAAUUACCGCCGAGGACUUCCCAGAACCUGAACCCAAAGAAACAAGUCUUGAGGAGGAAGAUGAGGAGGAGGAAGACGUUGAUGAAGACACUGAUGAGGAGGAACAUAGUGGGAGUGAGGACGUAUCUGAUAAUGCAAGAGUCAGGGGUCAGAAAGUCUCCGACGUGAGCAUCAAUAAGGUCCUUGUUGCGGACGAUUCAGACAAGAAUAUUUUCACCAACACUGGGCGGGUGUAUGUCCGGAACAGCCGUCGAAGAAGAUUGCUUGAUUCAACACCUCCUCGCUUACAGGGUGCCCUUAGGUCCUGCCGUUCCCCAAGGCAUUCUUCGUUUGACUCCAUCAGAGAUUGCCCUUACACUGAAUUAGAAAAACGUCGUAGACCUAGACCAUCUAGCGCUAAAAUGUUCACUGCUUUGAACAAACAAGAAGCAUUUCAAUGGCUGUUUAAAAAUUCGCCCGACAUGCGAACAAUAAAUGCUCUUUUAAAAGAAACAGCCGACAUUUCAUUAGUUGAUCUUGACUUUUCACCAGGAAAACUAGUGUCCUCUACUGACACUCAAAGUUUUGGUGUUGAUCCAGAAUCUACUGCAUGCAAGUCAUUGGAGACCCCAAGCAAAGUUCAAGGUCGUUUUGGCCAACAGGAAGGCCAUAGUCGUUGUCUCGAUACAUGUUCUACUGACAAGCAGCCACAUAGAGUUAGAUUUUCUCUGGAUAUGCCUCAAAGACAUUCGGAACAAAGAGUAGGUCUGUCUAAAAUGAGCAGGAACAAAGUUUCGACUCAAAGUAAAAGUUCUGGACAUAAUUUGAAGUUAAUGCCAUCAAGAAGUCAUAUAAAAUAUAUGUCCUUACCUCAAGAAGCGGAAGAUCUGGUUUAAACCAGUGAGUACAACUGAUUUAAACCUUUUUCGGCUGGUGGGCUAGAUUUCUAGCUCACGUGUCACGGAUCACAUCACCACAGUAAUAAAAAAAAAAGAUCGUCGUCCGACGGAACUUAUUUCUGCGCCUCAUUGUGCACCGUGGACAAAGGUUUCGAGUGGCCAGAUAGCAAUGCGUCACUGGCAGGAUAUGGCCCACGGUCCGUAGGGCAUCACUGGCUCACACAAUUACCUACUGUCGACAGCGCUCGGCUCGUGCUGGCUUCACGCAUAGACAUCCCUGACCGUCGCCUCACAAUAGUCUUUUGCACAGAAAUAUGCGACGCUACUUUGCAUUUUGUACAUUUUUAGCAACGUUGAAGUAUUUAUUCCUUUUUUUUUAUAUCUGAAAUAGUAGUUUAACUUGCCAACUCUGGUUUAUUUAUUCCACACCUCAGAAGAACUAUUUUUAAAAUAAAAAGUUAGAUUUCUAUUUGGAAACAUAGAAGCAACAAAACAAAACAAAACCGAAUCAAUAAAUUACUUU
This is a messenger RNA of Biomphalaria glabrata, 2378 nucleotides long. RefSeq lists its product as uncharacterized. Bases 122 to 1852 code for a protein of 576 amino acids. The transcript has 5 exons. The record is from RefSeq and is a predicted model, not a curated record. Lineage: Eukaryota; Metazoa; Mollusca; Gastropoda; Planorbidae.